CUGAGUUAGACGUGUAGUGUAGUUUAGCCUUACAAGGAGCUUUCAAACAACACAUUUCAAGCCAAGAGACAGUUCUAGUCAUGUCUGAUGGCCCAGGCGGUUUUGAGAUGGAGGAUGAUGAUGAGUGCUGGGCACAGCUGGAGGAUUACAGAAUGCUUCUCAUCAAGACCAUUGAGCCCUCCAGGAUAACGCCUUAUCUGAGACAGUGUAAGGUGCUGAGCAGUGAAGAUGAGGAACAGAUCUACAACGACCCCAGUCUGGUUAUCAGACGGCGAAAAGUUGGUGUGCUGCUGGACAUUUUACAAAGAACUGGACUGAAAGGAUACGAGGCAUUUCUAGAAAGUCUUGAGCUUGAUUAUCCAGACGUGUACCGCAAAAUCACCGGCAAAGAACCUGCUCGGGUCUUCUCCAUACUUAUUGACACAGCCGGGGAAUGCGGACUCACUCAGUUCCUCAUGAGCGAGGUGUCUCGCCUACAGAAGCUCGCACAGGACGAGCGGAGGGCGAGGCGCGAGAUGUCUGCGCAGGCGGCGGAGCAGCUGAACACCAUCCGCCAGCUGCAGCUGUGCGAGACUGAGCUGCACAAGCAGCAGGAGCGCGUGCAGCGUAUGCGAGAGGAGCGCGCGCAUGUUUGCGAGGAGGCGCGUAAACUGAGAGACGAGAAUUACCGACUGAUGCACGAUCUGACCCGACUGAGCGAAGAGAAGAACUGUGCGCUCAUGAGCAACCGAGACCUCCAGCUGGAGAUUGAGAGACUAAAGCACAGCUUAAUGAAUGCAGAGAGUGACUCAAAGAUUCAACGUAAAAAGACAAUAACCUUGAAAAAUGCAAUGGAGCAGAGGCCGAGUCAAGAGAUGAUUUGGCAGAUGCAGAGGGAAAAUGAUCUCCUCACUGCCCGUAUACAAGAGCUUGAAAGUGCUUCCAAGGAGCAUGAAAAUCUUGAUCCACAGUCCUUAGAGGAUUUUAAGCAACAGAGUCAGGCUCAAUACCAAGAGCUGGUGAAUGACGUCUACAAUAUUCGCAGAGAUCUCCAUGAUGUAGAGAAGCUACGUGAUAAGUAUCGAGAGGAGAAAGAUGAGUUGGAACUGAAGUGCACAAUGUUAAAGAAGGACUCCACAAUGUAUCGUGACCGAAUGGAAGACAUCCUGAAGCAGCUGGAAGAGGUCAUCAAAGAAAGAGACAUGGCUAUUUCUACGAGAGAGGAUUACCAUUUGGAGAACUCAAAAAACCUUCAAGACAAGGACCAGUAUCGCAAACAGAUCCGGGAGAUGGGAGAGCGCUAUGAUGAACUUCAAGUCAAGUUGUUCCGAACUCAAGGCGAAGUUCUUGCUCUUCAAGCAAAACUCCGUAAACAGAAAACCCCAAUUCAAGUGAACUCAGAAGACAGUUCCUUGCUGAGUUCGUUUGAGCUGAAAAGUCAGACUAGUGAGGAGGAGUGCAGAGAGAGGUGUGAAAAGGACAUGAGUGAAGAGUCACAGAGCCAAACAUCUGGGGAGUACAAUUCUUGUUUGUUUCCGGAAAUUUUUCCUGAGGAAGACAUAUUAACUAACAGCAAAAUUAGAGGACGAUGCAACUUCUAUUACAGGAGGAAACGUGCACUAAGAACCAAAAGGUUCACAGUUAAAGAGAAUGUGCAGUCCAACCUGGACAACACUACUGGGAGUGAUACAGAUGGGAUGUGACACACUGCUUUGGACAAGAAAUGUGGCCUGUUCUGAAGACAUCACAUAUUUGACUAUCAUAGUUUUCUUACUCUAAAAGUAUUUUCAGUCAGUAACUGAUAUUGUUGAUGAGUCUAAUCUGACAAAGUUUCUCUUAUUUAUUUGUACUGUACAGUAUGUAGUAUAUGAAUCAUUAUCUGUUCGUACAAUGUACAUGAUACAACAUAGUGCAUUUGUUUUCUAUAUUGUUUCAUGAAAUUUCUUUGAACUUUAAAAUGACAUCCAAAAUUCAUGUCCAAAUAUUUGUUGCUUUUUUUAAUUAAUUUAUGCAUUUUACAGCAG
Molecule: messenger RNA, 2003 nt
Organism: Xyrauchen texanus (razorback sucker)
Lineage: Eukaryota; Metazoa; Chordata; Actinopteri; Cypriniformes; Catostomidae
Gene: card9
Product: caspase recruitment domain family, member 9
Exons: 12
Coding region: 81-1682 (533 amino acids)
Biological process (GO): regulation of apoptotic process; positive regulation of canonical NF-kappaB signal transduction
Source: RefSeq, a predicted model, not a curated record